AUGGAUCGGGAUUACGAUGGCGAUGGGGAUUUUGUGAUCCGCGCCAACGCAGCACAACGUGAAUACAGCGAAAGCGAUCUUGAGGACUCUGACGACCCGAGAGAGUACGAUUAUCCAGAUGAAGAGGAAGCAGAUGAAAACGUCGAGAAUGAAGAACAUUUAUCGGAACGUCUGAACGAGUUUAGCGACAACAUAGAUGGAGACCGAGUUGAGGACAAUGAAGAAGAAGAACCAUUUCAAAUCAGUUCCGGUACAACGAGCCAACGUGGAAUUGAAAACGACGCUCACCGAGCACCAGCAUCACUACAGCAGCUGUUGGGAUUUCUUUCGCAGAGUAUGGAGACACAUGGUGUUGCACGCGACUCCGAAGCAAGUAACAUGCCCGACAGUGACAAUCGCCAGGGCAGAAGAGUAGAAAUCGCCGACAUUUUUCCUGAGAUAUUUGGCUUUGCUGGUAACGGACCCCUAUCAGGACAAAACCGGACUAACGGGCGGGUUGCAAGACUUCUUGAAAACAUUACAUCCUGCCAUGAAGAUCCCUACAUGGCACAAGAAAGCCUGCGUGAAAUAUCAGAACAGCUGCUCAUGAUGAACUCAAUUACUGCAGAACGUGUCAUUCCCCAAGAGGAGCUUCUUAAAAACGUUAUUCAGAUAUUGGAGAGCUCUCGCCUGCAGGAUCAGCUCGAGUUGCAGAUGAUUGCAUGUCGAUGUUUAUACAACUUAUUUGAAGUCAACCCAGGUAUCAUAGCUGUUGCAGUAGAGCAUGGCGUUAUCGGAGCUUUGCGUGGUAAAUUGCUUGAAAUCAGUUACAUCGAUCUCGCUGAACAAGUUUUGGAGACGUUAGAAAUCAUUUCCAGACUACAUGGCAGAGAAAUUCUAGAGUCAGGCAGUCUUAUGGUAUGCCUGCAAUAUCUAGAUUUCUUCACCUCACAUGCGCAGCGGAAAGCCAUUACAAUAGUUGUGAAUUCGUGUGCUAGGGUCCGGUCGCAAAGUUUCGAAGAAAUUGCGAAGGUGAUGCCUACAUUGAAAGAAGUUUUCAUGUCGCGUUCUGAAAAUGCUCUUCUGUUGAGAGUUUUUGAUGGCUUUUACGGUAUUUGCAGCAGCAUGAGCAAAGAGCAAGAGCGACUGACCCAACUGUUCGACUAUGAACUGGUUAGGAAAAUCAUGCAAAUAAUCAUAAAUGGGGAAACAAAGGUGGAAACCCGAUUGAAAGCUUUUGAUCUUAUGUCCCAAUUGGUCUUAUGCUCGGAGUCAUUGUCUACUGAAAUUUUAGGGUCUGAAAAGAUAGUAGAUGUACUACUGAGCUCAAUCGACGAUUACAAAAAAAGUUCUAAGUCUCCACUUCAUGAAAGAAUAAUGUUUGCACCAAAGUCAUUACUCACCUGCAUUUCAAGAUUCGUAGCCUUUUUACUUCCGGUGGAAGAUAAUCCGGUUUUUUCUGACGCCAGAAACGUAAACGUGGAUCUGAAAGGACUACAAGAUAAGUUGGAACAGCUGGUUGAGGACAUCACACCUAUUUUAGUGGAGAUAUUCGAUAACGCCGUUGACUUCCACAUAAGAAAGUACGUGCUUAUCGCCUUAGCGCGUACAGUUUCAUCGCGCAUGCCCCAUGCAUCGUCAAAAAUAAAUAAGAGCGUGAUCUCCAUGAUAGCGUCGAGUUUUGCAAGAAACAAGCCAAUCUUUGAAGAAAGCGGGUUUCAAGAUCUCGAGUCAGGGGUCCUGCUUCUGGGGUGUGCCUCUUUUUCACGCACUUUGAUUGAAAGACAUCCCUCUGAGUAUCUCCCCGCUUUCCAACGCGAAGGUGUUUUCGAAUCAAUUGAUAAUUUACUACAACAACUAGCACUCAGCUCAGCUGGAGCCUCGUCGGAUAACGAUAGCACCCACUCGUCUGAGGAAGGGGAGCUUUCGGAAGACAGCCAGGUCGACUAUGAAAGUGACGAGGAUUACGAUAUGGACUUUGACGGGUUUGAGGGUUUGGGACAAGUGAAACCUCGUAAAAUCACGUUCAAUGUACUCAAGAAGUUGAGGUUGCAGCAAGUAAACGAUUCGCUUCGUGAUAAUCUCCAGAAGAUCACAGCAAUCUCGCGCAAAGAUAAGUCAAUAUCAGGGGAACUCGGCGAAAUAGCCUGUCUGGUGGAAAAGCUGCGAAGCCUGGACGUUCGCUCGACUAGCUUUGAUUCCUGGGUUUCUGUAUGGCGCGAUGUCAAAACCAAGCUUUUCUCUUCUGAGUUCGCCAUUUCCAGCUUUGAGUUCAUGACAACCGGUCUGGCUAGUGAAAUGUCGAGAAUUAUCACAAAUAACAGUAUCAAGACCUCAGUCUGCCAACGGGCGUUUAUUGAUGCUUUUGGCGCUGACCUGAAACCUUUCGUUCAAAUCUUACAGUCUGCUUUGACGCGCAUAGAAUGUUUUGACCUGAGAGACUGUGGCUUGCAUGGUGACGAAGGAAAAACAGCUUCUUUGGGGAAGCAAAUGAAGCUCAGAUUAGAGUAUGAGGGCGACUUCGAUGGCGAUGAAAUACCACAGAAUUUGCGGUCAAUUACCGUCGGUAUUCAUUGCGUAGCUUCCUUCAAGUCGCUAAAUGACUUUUUGAAACACAAGCUACUACAAUCUCGAAUCAUAAGCUCCUCGUCACCACUGAUGGCAAUUGAAUCAGAAGCAGUCAGCCAAAUGGAAACAUGGAACUUUGGGUUCUCUUAUGAGGGAGAAACAUGUGCUUAUCAGGAUACGAUAUUUGGACCAAUCUUUAGAAACUGCUACAAAAACAAAAGAGAGAGUAAGCAUGUUUGGAGUGAUCUGCAUGUGCUUAAAUACAGGAAGGCUGGUUCAAAGGAGGAGCCGGAGGUCUUGAGGCCCUUAUAUGAGGACGAUAUCGAUGUUGAGGCCGAUGCAAAGCAGGUUUAUGAUAUUCUGGUAAUUCUUAAAGCACUCCGGAAAAGCUCUCUGGGGGGCGAAUUUUUUGUCAAUUCAAAGAUGAGUGCGAAACUGUCCUGUCAGUUAGAUGAACCGCUCAUUGUGUCUGGCGGUUGUCUCCCUUCAUGGACGAUAGACGUUACGAGGCGCUAUUCUUUUCUCUUUCCCUUUGAACUCAGAAUGUUUUACUUACAAAGUACAUCCUUUGGGUAUGGGAGACUCAUUCAGAUAUGGAAGAAUCGCAUAGAGGAUGACAAAGGAGAACAGGGAGAAAAUGUUUUGCAUCAAUUAGGUAGGCCAACGAGACACAAGUUGAGAAUUUCUCGUGACGAUAUCUUUUUAAGUGCUCUGAAGAUUCUCAGGAAAUAUGGUUCCUCACCAAACAUUCUAGAAAUUGAGUACUCGAAUGAAGUUGGAACGGGAUUGGGCCCCACAAUGGAAUUCUAUGCUAUAGUGUCAAAAGAAUUUGCGAAGAAAUCUCUGCGGUUGUGGAGAACUGAUAACUUUUCUUCACACCAGAAAGACGAGUUAGUCGAGGGGCUUCUCUUUCCAGCCCCUUUAGGUGCUCUUGAAGACCAAGAGAGGGUAUUGGCACUAUUUCAACAAUUGGGAGUAUUUGUCGCCAGGUCGAUGUUAGAUAAUCGCAUUUUAGACUUUCGCUUCAGUCAAGCUUUCUUUGAACUAGCACACAUGUAUGCUGCCGAUCAACCGAUGCUUUUAGAGGACAAAGAAUUGGCCCUUUCAAUCCUAGGUAUGGUGGACCCGCAACUAGAGAAAUCCCUAAACUUUCUGCAAAAGCAUAAAAACGAUGACGUUUUGGAAUCCCUUUCUUUGACUUUUCAUUUGCCCGGCUACAAUGUGAAUUUGGUAGCGAAUGGGCUGGAGACGGCUGUUACUAAAAACAACUUUGAUCAAUACUUGGACAGCAUCUUGGAUCAAAUUGUUGGCGCGGGGGUCGAAAAGCAAAUUCGUAGCUUUAUGCAAGGAUUUUCGCACGCUUUCCCCUACCGUUCGUUAAUGAUCCUUACACCUGAGGAGCUCACACAGUUUUUCGGUGGAGUAGAGGAAGACUGGAGCACGGAAACUCUUAUCGCCAAUAUAGAAGCGGAUCAUGGUUAUAAUCACGACUCUGACAUCAUCCAAGAUUUGAUUUCACUUAUGUCAUCUUUUUCAGACCAAGAGCGCCGUCAAUUUCUCCAGUUUCUCACCGGAUCGCCCAAGCUUCCCGUUGGCGGAUUCAAGACCUUAUCUCCCAAAUUCACAGUUGUACGCAAGCACACAGAGGAGAACAUGACUGCCGAUGAAUUUUUACCAAGUGUGAUGACGUGCGCGAACUAUCUGAAACUACCGCUCUAUAGCAACAAAGCAAUUCUGAAAUCUAGAGUUAUUCAAGCUAUGACUGAAGGUUCUGGUGCAUUUUUGCUCUCGUAA
Molecule: messenger RNA, 4341 nt
Organism: Lachancea meyersii CBS 8951
Lineage: Eukaryota; Fungi; Ascomycota; Saccharomycetes; Saccharomycetales; Saccharomycetaceae
Source: the annotation of a GenBank genome assembly